CGCCUAUCCUGCGACAUGCGAGAUGUAUUUCUCGCGGAGCAUGAAGUCUACCACGAUGCGAUCUGACCGCAGAUGUGUAAUUAUUGACAAAACCGACAGCGUCAACUCAAAGGCCUUGGCUUUGCACCCACGAUAGAGGCAAACUCGGAAUCGCCUUAGCUUUGCAUUCGACUGAGGAAGUCCUCGAAAAGCCAACUUGCCGACGCCGAGCCUGUGCGCUUCAGCUUCAGCCCAAUUCGUAGACGACAACGGAUUCAUGCCUGUAUCGUGACCGCCGGCGAAGGGAGGCGGACGGAGGCGUAUCCUUCCUUGCUACCGUCAGUCAUCCUGCACGGUUCACCCAUCCGCGCCUGCUCCCCCGGCUUCAGUCCAAUCGCGACUGAAUACGAUCGCCCCCGCGCGUGACCGCUCCCCCGACCGAUCUACUGAUCUCAGCUUCCCCCAUGUCUCCAGCGCUUACAACGUCGAUUGACAAGGCCUCCGAGGCGACGAAGAAGAGCCUCAUCGCCGAUCGGCCGACGCAUAUCUUGCAUCGGACCCCAUGGAGGCCGCCUGUGGCGACCAAGGCUGAGGGGCUCACCAUUACGCUCGAGGACGGGUCGACCUUGAUCGAUGCGGCUGGUGGUGCGGCGGUUGUAUCGAUUGGGCACGGGCAUCCGAAGGUUAUUGAGGCCAUUAAGGACCAGGCCGAGAAGGUGUGCUAUGUAUACAACAUGCAGCUCUCGAAUGAGCCCGCAGAGGAGCUUGCGGACUUCAUUAUCAAGGAGAGCGAUGGGGCUUUCGAGCUCUGCGGAUUUGUCUCUGGGGGCUCCGAGGCCAUGGAGGGUGCUAUCAAGCUCGCCAGGCAGUAUUUCUGGGAGACCAACCAGCCGCAGCGCACCAACUUCAUCGCACGGCAGCUUUCCUACCACGGGAAUACCGUCAGCACGCUAGGUCUAGCCCUGCACCCCACCCGCCGCGCGCCCUACGCCGGCAUCAUGGACGACAAGCACUUCCAUCACGUCUCCCCUGCAUAUGCGGCGAGAUUCCAGAAGGCAGAUGAGACGGAGGAGCAGUACGUCGAGAGGCUUCGGAAGGAGCUGGAGGACAAGUUCAUCGAGUUGGGCCCUGAUACGGUCAUUGGGUUCUUCGCCGAGACGGUUGUCGGCGCGACUACUGGCUGCGUCCCGCCACCAAAGGGGUACCUCAAGGCCAUGAAGUCCGUGUGUGACAAGUAUGGGGCGCUCUUCGUCCUCGAUGAGGUCAUGAGCGGGAUGGGGCGCAUGGGGUCCUACCAUGGUUGGCAGACUUACGGGCCUGAUGCACCUCCGGAUAUCCAGGCUGUGGCUAAGGGGCUCGGUGGAGGCUAUGCAUCCAUCGGCGCGGUGCUGAUGAACAAAAGGGUCGCGGAGGGUGUCCGUGGGCUGUGGAAGCAUGGGCACACCUAUCAGGCGCAGCCGCUUUCGUGCGCGGCGUCGCUCGCGGUGCAGAAAGUGUUCAAGGAGGAGAAGCUGAUUGAGAACUGCCGAGUGCAGGGCGAAUACUUGGGCCAGCAACUUGAGGGGAAACUUGGCCGUAGCUCGCCAUCGACCGCCGCGCCCUUCGUCUUCAACAUCCGAGGAGGCGGGAUGUUUUGGGGCACCGAGUUUGACUUUACCGUCCCCGAAGCUGCGAACCUGGACUUCAAGGGCCGGGCGUUUGCCAUCUCGGUGCAGCAGCGCUGCUUGGAGAAUGGUCUUAUUGUGAUGGGUCUGACCGGUGGAUCAAACCUUGAGGGGACGAAGGGGGAUCACGUCAUGCUUUGCCCGCCGUACACGGUGACUAAGGGGGACAUCGACGAGAUCGUGAAGCGAUAUGUACAGAGCGUAGAAGAGGUGCUGAAGGAGGCUGGCCUGUGAGAUGUAUGCCUCAAAUGUACAAUAUAGACGUUGUGGGUCCAGGGCUUACGCGACUCGGCAUCUGCCGGUGGUAGCGGGACCAGUCUAAUCAGGCUGGGUGGACUUUCUUCGUGACCUCCA
Molecule: messenger RNA, 1997 nt
Organism: Schizophyllum commune H4-8
Lineage: Eukaryota; Fungi; Basidiomycota; Agaricomycetes; Agaricales; Schizophyllaceae
Product: PLP-dependent transferase
Exons: 9
Coding region: 444-1877 (477 amino acids)
Cellular component (GO): cytosol
Molecular function (GO): transaminase activity; pyridoxal phosphate binding
Source: RefSeq, a predicted model, not a curated record